Hevea brasiliensis (rubber tree) is the source of this 2736-nucleotide messenger RNA. RefSeq names its product TMV resistance protein N-like. The transcript has 4 exons. NCBI's taxonomy places the organism in Eukaryota, Viridiplantae, Streptophyta, Magnoliopsida, Malpighiales, Euphorbiaceae. Gene Ontology annotation, molecular function: ADP binding. The record is from RefSeq and is a predicted model, not a curated record. Gene Ontology annotation, biological process: signal transduction; defense response. The coding region runs from base 71 to 1975 and encodes 634 amino acids.
AUAAUUUCUAUAAUUCUAAGAUUGACAAAUGUGAAAGACAGCAAAGCUAAUCAAUCUCUUCCAAUAUUCCAUGGCUUCAACCUCCAUUUUCGUUACUUCAUUUUGCAGUACUUACGAUGUGUUCUUGAGUUUCAGAGGGAAGGAUGUAAUGAAAGGCUUCACUGGCCACCUCUACGCUGUUUUGCGUCGGAGUGGAAUCAACGCUUAUGUAGAGGAGGAAAAGAUGGAAGACACAGAGAAAAUUGGAGCAGCAUGCCUAAAUGGUAUCCAGCAGUCGAAAUUUUCACUAGUCCUUCUCUCAAAAGACUAUGCCUCUUCUACUUGGUGUCUGGAAGAGCUUGUCCAAAUCCUAAAGUAUAAAAAAGCAGAUGAUGUCUGGCCAAUUUUUUAUGAUGUAGAUACAUCUCAUGUUGAAGAGAUCCAAGGAAGCUAUAAAGAAGCAUUUGUGGAGCAUGAAAAGCAUUUCAAGGAAGAUGUCCUACAGAAGUGGAAGGAUGCUCUCCGACAAGUUUCCACCUUGAAGGGUCUUGAUCUACCAAAGCGCUUGGAUGGGCAUGAGGCAAAAAAUAUUGAUCAUAUCGUUGAAGAGAUUUCAAGAAGACUAAAUCGAACAAUGCUCAAUGUUGCCAUCCACCCAAUUGGUUUACAAUCUCGAGCGGAAGGGAUGAUUUCUUUGAUGGCUAACGAGUUAGAAGACAUACGCAUAGUUGGGAUAUAUGGGAUGGGAGGUAUAGGUAAGUCAACCAUUGCAAAAGAGGUUUAUAAUUGUCUGUUCCAGACAUUUGAAAGCAGCUGCUUCCUUGAAAAUGUUAGAGAAGCUGCCCAUUUCAAGGGUAUACCCUACUUACAAAGGCAACUUCUGACUGAGACCUCUAAAAAAAAACAUGAAAAGAUAUAUAAUCCCGAAAUAGGACUGAAUUUGAUCAUACAAAAACCACAUAACAAAAUGGUUCUUCUUGUAUUGGAUGAUGUUGAUAAACAGGAUCAAAUAAAUAAAAUACUAGGAAAAUGUGAUUGGUUUUCUCCUGGGAGUAGAGUGAUUAUAACUACUAGAAUGAAGGAUUUCCUAAAACCAUGUGAGAUGUAUUGGCAGUAUGAGGUUAACAAAAUGGGUGACAAUGAUUCUCUUCAGCUCCUAAGUUUACAUGCCUUUGGCAAAAACCAUCCCACUGAAGCCUACAUGGCUUGUGCUAAAAAAAUGGUUCACUAUUGCGGGGGAAUUCCUCUAGCUCUUGAAGUUCUGGGUUCUUUUUUGAGUGGCCAAAGUGUUGAUGUGUGGAAUAGCAGGUUGGAAAAACUGAAAGUGAUUGCCAAUGAAGAUAUUCACAGCAAGUUUAAAAUAAGUUAUGAUUCUCUUGGUGAUUUUGAAAAGUUCAUAUUUCUUGAUAUUGCAUGUUUCUUCACUGGGUAUGAUAAGGACUAUGUCAUAAGCAUACUGGAAGAAUGCGGCUUCUUUCCGGUUAACGGCAUUAAUUCUCUGAUGAGGAGGUGUCUAGUAAAAGUUGGCUCUAAUAACAAGAUGUCGAUGCAUGAUUUGCUUCGGGACAUGGGAAGAGAAAUCGUACGGAAAGAGCAUGUUGUAGAUCCUGGAGAACGUAGUAGAUUAUGGCAUCAUGAAGAUGUAAUUGAUGUUUUAACAAAUAAAAAGGGUACAAGAGCAGUUGAAGGCCUUGUUCUGAACAUGCCAGGAUUAAAACAGUACUCAUCGAGUACCAAAACAUUCAAAAAGAUGAAAAUGCUAAGACUGCUUCAACUCAACUAUAUACACCUGGCAGGAGACUACAAGCAUAUUUCUAACAAGUUAAGAUGGUUGUGUUGGCGUGAAUUUCCUUUGGAAUCUAUACCAUUCGAUCUCAGUCUGGAAAAUCUGAUUAUUCUUGAUAUGCGAUAUAGCAGUCUGAAACAUUUUGUGGAGGCAGGAAAGUCUCUAAAGAAGCUGAAAUUGCUUAAUCUUAACCACUCACAAGCUUAUUGAGAUCCCAGACUUUGAAGGUUGCCAAAAUCUUCAGAAAUUGAUGCUGAAAGAUUGCAUUAGAUUGGAAAGGGUUGGUGACACCAUUGGACUUCUCACUAAUCUUGUUUUCCUGAAUUUUCAAGAUUGCAAGAGCCUUGGGAAUCUUCCAGGAAGUGUUGGUGGUCUAAGAACGCUGGAGAAGCUAAAUAUGUCGGGCUGCUCAAAACUUGAAGAGAUGCCCGAGUCCAUUGGACUUCUAACUCACCUUAUUCUGUUGAAUUUGCAAAACUGUGAGAAACUUCAGAACCUUCCAGGAAGCAUUGGCAAUCUAAAAUCACUUCAGGAGCUAAACAUGUCAGGCUGCUCCAAACUUGAGCAGUUGCCCGAGUCCACUGGAUUUCUAACAUGCCUCAUUUCAUUGAAUUUGCAUGAUUGCGAGAACCUUAAGAGUCUUCCAGGGAGCAUUGGUGAUCUAAACUCACUUGAGAAGCUAGACAUGUCAGGCUGCUCAAAACUUGAUGAUUUGCCAGAAUCCACUGGACAUUUUAAUUCCCUUGUUUUCUGGAAUUUGCAAGAUUGCAAGAAUCUUAAGAAUUUCCCUGCCAAAAUUUUUGGUCUAAGAUCACUGAAGGAGUUAAACAUGUCAGGCUGCUCAAAACUCAAGGAACUGCCUGAGGACCUGGGGGAGUUGAAAUCCUUGGUUGUUCUUAAUCUUGAUGGAACUGGAAUAAACAUCCUACCUGAAACAAUUAGAAAUAUGAAAAAUCUUGAAAUUUUGUCUU